CUGAAGUACUGAGCACGAGAGACUUGACUCGAGACAUUCAGAGCACUGAGCGAGACACUUUGGAGCUGUGAAGCUUUUUUAUUUAUUCCUUCUGAGACUGACAAAUAUUACGACAUCGAACAAAAUAUUAAUAUACUUGAGAUUUUAUUGAAAGCACAAUGGCACGAGGAGAGGGCGCGGAGCAGUACGCUGCGACUUUGUUACCGGUAAAACCUAUACAUACAGAGAUCAAGACAGCAAAGCCAAAGGACCAGAGGCCUCGUCUGUCUGUGUGGAGCAAACUGUGCUAUGCCAUCGGAGGGGCUCCCUACCAGAUCACAGGCAGCGCUCUGGGCUUCUUCCUCCAGAUCUACCUGCUGGAUGUGGCUCAGCUGGAUCCCUUCCAUGCCUCCAUCAUCCUGUUUGUGGGCCGGGCCUGGGACGCUGUCACGGACCCCACUGUGGGUUUCCUGGUGAGCCGGAGCAGAUGGACCAGAAUCGGCCGCAUGAUGCCCUGGAUCCUUUUAUCUACUCCGUUUGCAGUGCUGACUUACUUCCUCAUCUGGUACGUGCCUCCUUUUGAGCAAGGAAGCAAGGUCGUCUGGUACCUGAUCUUCUACUGCCUCUUCCAGUCAAUGCAGACGUGCUUCCAUGUGCCAUAUUCAGCCCUCACCAUGUUCAUCAGCACUGACCAGAAAGAGAGGGACUCUGCCACUGCUUAUCGUAUGAUGGUGGAGGUGCUGGGCACGGUUCUGGGCACAGCGAUCCAGGGUCAGAUAGUCGGUGGCAGCGCAGAUUGUCCCACUGAGCCUGAUGACUUCAACAGCAGCAACAGCAGCAACAGCAGCAACGUAACCUACGAGUCCAGAGUUCCACUGGUCGAGACGAAACUAGCAUACUUGACUGCUUCAGGGGUGAUCUGCAUCAUCUACGUCCUCUGUGCUGCAGUUUUGUUUUUGGGUGUGAAGGAACAAAAAGAGACCGGGAGGAAAAAACCCCAUCUCACCUUCCGUCAGGGGCUGUGGGUGGUGAUGAGUCACGAACCGUACAUCAAACUGGUCAUCGGCUUCCUCUUCACCUCUCUGGCCUUCAUGCUUCUGGAGGGGAACUUUGCCCUUUUCAUCACCUACUCUCUCGGCCAUAGGCAGCACUUCCAGAAUAUUCUCCUGGUCAUCAUGCUAUCUGGAACUCUAUCCAUCCCAUGGUGGCAGUGGUUUCUGACCCGGUUUGGGAAGAAAAAGGCGGUUUACUUCGGCAUCACUUGGGCAGUGCCCUUCAUGAUCCUAAUCGUCUCCAUUAAGAGCAACCUGGUCAUUUCUUACUUGGUCUCAGUGGCGGCAGGUGUGAGUGUGGCAGCAGCUUUCCUCCUGCCCUGGUCAAUGCUUCCGGAUGUAGUGGACGACUUCAAGGUCAAACACCCAGGCAUCCACGGUCACGAAGCCCUCUUCUACUCCUACUAUGUGUUCUUUAUCAAGUUUGCCUCGGGAGUGUCCCUUGGUAUCUCUACACUCAGUUUAAAAUUUGCCGGCUAUGUGACCGGGAGCUGCUCACAACCCGAGGCGGUCAGUUUAACCCUGAAGGUGCUGGUCUCUCCUGUGCCUGUGGCUCUUAUCGCUGUGGGACUCUUGAUAAUAAAGACCUACCCUAUUGAUGAAGAGAGGAGGCAGGGUAACCGAAAACUGCUGCAGGAAAUGCUGGACUCGGAGUCCGAAACUUCAGCACUUGAGAGCAACGUGUAAAGGCUGAGGACGAGCCAGCCACCGCAGCUUCUUUAAUAUGUUUGCACAGGCUGUUGAGGGACACGACCACUGACCAUCUGUACUCACAGAGGAGAGACCACAGGCCACUGCUGCCCAAACACGGCUCCCUCCAGUGGUUCACAAAGGUUUACGUCGCCCUCUAGUGGCCAGUCAGUGUCAUCACGUUUGACUCAAGUAUUUUCUGUCAUCCUUUAUCUCCAGCUGUGUCCCAAUUAAACUCCAUCUGUUGAAACUAAAAAAGAACACACAAUUUACAAGUGUUUUAUUUUGUCAGGUAGUGUACAACCAAAGUUCUCACUUUUAGAGGUUUUUUUUUCAUUGUUUAACUGAAACACAGCACUUGAAUCUGUCCACAUUUGAAACUAAAUGGGCCUCUACUACUGAAGUGGACAGUAAAAUCUGAUCACUCUAUCAUUUAAAGUAGGAUAAAACACACUUUUGUUAACAGCUACAACUCCUUUGGCUCAUGGGAGCUGUAGUCAUUUUUGCCUUGGUGGAGUUUUACUCAAGAGAAACUGUUUUUUCCAAAGACUUGACUUCAUUGUUUACUGAGAUGUUCCUGUAGCUGUCGUCAAUGAUAUUUACCUCCCUUUUCCAUCUAUUUUUACACUCUUCCGGUGUAAAUGCACUACAUACAGAAACAUGAGGUUGGAAUUGGGACACAGCUUGUGAUUUGUGGUAUUGUUUAUGAUGUAUUUAUCUGCUGGUUUACAAAAUCAGACCUUCACUCGUGCAGAGUGUGAUGUUACCUCUGA
Centropristis striata (black sea bass) is the source of this 2494-nucleotide messenger RNA. Its product is annotated as sodium-dependent lysophosphatidylcholine symporter 1-B-like. The record is from RefSeq and is a predicted model, not a curated record. NCBI's taxonomy places the organism in Eukaryota, Metazoa, Chordata, Actinopteri, Perciformes, Serranidae. Bases 159 to 1718 code for a protein of 519 amino acids. Gene Ontology annotation, molecular function: lysophospholipid:sodium symporter activity. Gene Ontology annotation, biological process: carbohydrate transport. The transcript is spliced from 14 exons. Gene Ontology annotation, cellular component: membrane.